ACGGCGUGAAGUUGUGUCCGCUUAUCCGUGCUCAGGCUGCAGUUCUACGUGGGACUGCGAUGCUCGAUUGUAUCAUUGUGACCUAACUUUUAUGAGAAUUAAAUACCGUUCAACUACAUUCGGAACACAAUACCUACUUAUUUCUAAUUAUUUAUAUUUCAGGGCUGAUGUUUAAAAGACUAGGUUAAAUUUUCUAAGAGUGAACUAAUGUGAAGUGAAUUUUAUUAAAUACCGGUGUUCAUUACCCUCGCUGGUUAGAGGACGGCUUAGUCUGGCCCUGCAAAUUUUUAUAACUCCCUGAAAAUCAGUUAGUGUGAUAAGGAUUAAAUUUAUCUAUUCCAGCUGUGUUUUUAAACGUUUUUGGAGUCCUGGAGUCUUUCAUCAUGAAUUAUCGACCAAGACACUGGAGCGUGUGCGCUCUGCUGGUCAUCAUGUCAGGCGCGUUCCUAGUGGUGGGCGGAAGCUUCGAGUUCGAGACCGGACUGCUGGACUUCUCCAUCACCAAGGCAGACGUCAGUGCUGCCGUCGACGAUGCUGUCUCUACGCUCAAGUAUCUCGUCGAGCAGCGGGAACCUGAAAUUUUUAGUAGUGGUGGUAAGCUGGGCCCAGACUCGCCUUCCUACCACUACUACAGUUUGCUGCUCGGCACAGAGACCACGCGCCAGAUCUCGGCUGCUGCCUCCAUCUCUGUAGUAGCCACGCACCUUCUCGCCGUGCGACACAACCUGACGGUGGGGCAGGUGUCGCUGAUGCUGCCACAGGUGGACACGGAGGCCACGGUGCUGGGCACCGAGUGCCCCACGCCGCUGCCCCCCACCUCGUGCUCCCCCUCCAGGUUCCGCACCCUCGACGGCACCUGCAACAACCCCGACCAACCCCGCUGGGGGGCCGCCAACACCCCCUUCUUGAGGCUCCUGCCUGCAUGGUACCGAGAUGGCGUGACUGAGCCGCGUGGCUCUCUAAGCGGAGCAGACCUGCCGUCCGCCGCCCGCAUCUCCCGCGUCGCUCACUCCGGGUCCGCGGUGUCCCAUGCCCACACGUCCCUGCUGGUGCCCGUGUGGGCCCACUACCUCUCGCAGGACCUGUCCCGACCCAUCGUGUCCCUGGGGGUGCGCGGAGAGAGGUUGCGGUGCUGCGGCAUCAGCGAUGUUCACCCCGAGUGUUCACCCAUCUUCGAGGGUGACAGAUGCUGGGAGUAUACACGCACCUCCCCCGCCACCACCACCAACUGUGCUCUGGGUGUUCGUGAGCAACUGAACGCAGCCACUUCGUUCCUGGACGGCUCGGCGAUAUACGGGUCGUCGCAGCGCGAGUCUGACGUGCUGCGUCUCUGGGAGACCGGGCAGCUCAAGACGCAGGGCUCCUGGCUGCUGCCCAGAGUUUCCUCCCACACCUGCAAGGACGAGAUGAUGUGUUUCUUGGGCGGUGACUUACGUCUGAACGAAAACGGCGGUCGAGCUGCGCUGCAGACGAUGCUGGUGCGGCACCACAACCGCGUCGCCGCGGACCUCGCUACCGUCAAUCCACACUGGGGCGACCAGACGCUUUUUGACGUCGCCCGCUCCAUUGUGGGGGCUAGUCUGCAACACAUCACUUACAGGGAGUUCCUGCCCACGCUCCUCGGUGUGCAGGCGGUGGAAGAAUCUGAAAUCCUGCCGUUAGCCAGCGGCCGCUACACUGGCUACGACAUGUCCAUCAAAGGCGGCAUCUUCAAUUCCAUAGCUACCGGCAUCCUGCCUCUGGUCCUCACGCUGCUGCCCGACAACCUGCCUCUGGCCAACGUCAACUUGGAAGACCCGAUCACCGAGGAAAUCCCGCUGCAGGAGACUGCCUUGAACAUGACUCUGCUCUAUAAGCCGGGCGUGUACGAGAAGAUCAUCGCAGGUCUUAUCAAAGGCAAGGCUCUGGCUUGGGACGCCUCGAUCCCUCACUCCCUGCGCCACUAUCUAGAAGGCGUUGACCUGGCGGCCAGAGCUGUCCAUCAGGGCCGCGACCACGGCCUUCCUCCGUACGUUGUGUGGCGCCCCUUCUGCCGCCGCUCACCCGCUCACACCUUUGAUCAACUUAUUGAUGUCAUGGAACCUGACCGCAUUGACACUCUCAAGCGGCUCUAUGAUGACGUCGCUGAUAUUGACUUGAUAACAGGAACUUUGUCCGAAAGACCCUUGGAUGGAGCUAUGGUGGGACCAACAGCUUCGUGUCUUCUGUCUCUGCAGUUUAAAGUUCUCAAGCAAACAGAUCGUUACUGGUAUGAAAACGAUUUACCUCCGUCAUCGUUCAGUAAAGAGCAACUUUUUGAGCUUCGCAAGUUCUCUCUCGCUAGAUUAUUAUGUGACAACGUACCCGGGCUUGACAAGGUUCCAUCCAAUCCGUUUUUAGCAAUCGAUCCAUUCCUCAACGCCCCCGUGUCGUGCGAUGACAUCGAGGCACCAAACAUGAGAGCUUGGAAAACAGAGGGCAAAGUUUUCUUGAAAGAAGAGCUUCUAAAGGAAAUGGUGAACAACGGCAAAGAAAAAGUUGAAAGAUUGCGACAAAUGGAGAAACUUGUUUUCGAGAAAGGAUACGUUGCCGCAUCAAAAAGUACAUUGGGAUCGGCGUAUGCCAACAACAAGCCUAAUCCUACCUCCAUUGUGAUGGCUAACACCUCAAUAUUACUGGAAGCAACGAGCCAAGAGCUCCUACUUGCCAUUAAGGACAGGCGAGUGAGACGUCAGAGUCCAUUCCUUGACAGCCUCAAUGGCAUUGAUGGAGAAGUGAGCCUUCCCAGCGUAGAUAUUUCUGGCUUAGUGCCCCCCGCGCCGCUGAUAAGAUCUUGCGUUGAGAUUGAAGAGCACCGACCCUGCGAUGCCAGCGAUAAGUUCCGAACCAUCAGCGGUCACUGCAACAACCUACUUCGUCCGGACUAUGGGCGAUCAAACACUGUCUUUGCUCGCAUGUUGCCCGCUGCCUACGGGGACGGGGUUUCUGUUCCUCGCAUGCACUCAGUCACUGGAGGACUCUUGCCGUCACCCAGAACUGUGUCCACUAACAUUCACUACGAUAUUUCCCACCCUCACGCUAGAUACACACUCAUGGUGAUGCAGUUUGGGCAAUUUUUAGAUCAUGAUCUAACAUUCACUCCUCUAAACAAAGGGUUCCAAAAUUCUAUUUUAGACUGCAGAGACUGCGAAAGUCCUCAGCGCGUCCAUCCUGAGUGUCUGCCGAUCACAGUCGACAGCAACGAUCCCUUCUUCCCUUCGGUCAACAUUUCAUCUGGAAGACCUUUUUGUAUCGCUUUCACCAGAUCUCUGCCAGGUCAACAGACUCUAGGUCCCCGAGAACAGAUCAACCAGAACACGGCUUACCUCGACGCCUCGCACAUCUACGGACAAGAGCUCUGCGAAGCUAGGGAGCUGAGGACGUUCAACGGAGGUCUUCUCAACACUACAGCACAUCCCAUCCAUGGGAAGGCUCUUCUCCCCCAGGUCGGCGGUCACCCCGAGUGCAAGGCUCGGUCUGGGAUGUGCUUCAGAUCCGGGGAUUCGCGGACGUCGGAGCAGCCCGGACUCGCUGUCAUCCACACGAUCUUCAUGCGCGAGCACAACCGCAUCGCCACUGAGCUCAGCCAAAUCAACGGUCACUGGGCGGACGAGCGCCUGUACCAAGAGUCACGGCGCAUCGUCUCGGGCAUGUGGCAGCACAUCGUCUACAACGAGUUCCUACCGCGAGUCCUGGGCUGGAAUGCCAUGCAGCUCUACUCCCUCAGGCUCAAGCCAGAAGGAUACAGUACAGACUACGAGCCCUGCAACCCUGGCAUCCUAAACGAGUUCGCAUCAGCGGCCUUCCGCUUCGGCCACUCGCUGAUCCGACGAUCGCUGUCGCGUAUGGACACAUCCUUUGGCGUCAUGAACGAGUCGGUGACUCUACGCAACAGCUUCUUCAACCCCGACAUGUUAUACGAGGUCAAGAUGGUGGACGAGCUCGUAAGAGGAUUGAUCUCUACCCCAAUGGAAACCCUGGAUAAUUUCAUCUCAGACGAGAUGACCAACCAUCUCUUUGAAGACACUCACACGCCGUUCUCGGGUCUGGAUUUGAUUGCCCUGAACCUCCAGCGCGCGCGCGACCACGGCAUCCGAGCCUACAACGAGUACCGCGCCAUCUGCAACCUCAAGAGGGCGAGGACCUUCGAAGACUUCAGCAGGGAAAUUAAGCCUGAACUCAUUGAUAAACUCAGAAGAAUCUAUAAGAAUGUUGAAGACGUAGAUCUGUUCACGGGUGGUCUGUGCGAGACACCCCUGCAGGGCGGGAUAAUUGGGCCCACGUUUGGCUGCAUCAUCGGACUUCAGUUCCAGUUCUUGAAGCGCUGUGACAGAUUCUGGUAUGAAACGGGAGACCAAAAUCUGCGGUUCACCGAGAACCAAUUGGCCGAGAUCAGGAAGUCCACAAUGGCGGCCCUGGUGUGCAACAAUUGCGACGUCGUCGACAAGGUGCAACUCGGCGUCUUCGACAUCGCGCACAACUUCCUGAACCCUCGCAUCCCCUGCGAAGCUGUGCCCAAAGUUGACCUGAACCUGUGGCGCGACUCGAGCACCUGCGUGAUCGGUGGCGUUGCAGUGAGUGUGGGUGAGACGCGCGCGGCCUCUCCGUGCACGCUGUGCCAGUGCCGUGCCAACGGCCCGCAGUGUCAGACGCUCAAAGUUGACUGCUUCCAACUUCGCUCCCGUGUUGCGCUUGAAGAUAUCCUUAGGGAUAGUGUGUGCCGAGCGCAGUGUGGCAAUAUUCUGGACCCAACACGGCCUUCUCAAGGUCCACCACAACAGCUGCAGAGCGGCCCAGGUUUUUCUGGCAAUGCUCCUAGAGACCAGACCGGCAACCAGGGCUUCCGCCCCGUUGCGGGCAGUGGUGGCUUCUCACCCUCAGGCUUCCGUGACGGGCUCGUGCCCCCGCCCCCACCACCACCCAGCUUCCAGGGCAGCACUGGGCGAGCGCGGCCCAGGCCUCCUGGCCCAACGUUCUUCAGGCCCCCUCCUCCCCCACCUCUCCAACAGCCUUCUAACUUACGUUUCCCCUUCCCAAUUCCCCCGUUCUUACGCUCGUUGUUCAAUUAAAACUUAGUGUCUUUCUAUGAAUUAUAUACUUAUUACUCGGGGGUCUUUCAACUAUGAAAAAUAAAGUGAGAAAUGUGUUGAGCCUUAGAGAUAAGGAAUAAAUUUUGUGAGGGAGCAAACUCUCCGUUAGUUUAAGAAUUUGAUUUUUGUGGAACUGUGAGCAAUUUCUAGCGCUCGAAGCUUACACGUUUAGGGUUGAGAUGAGUAGUUUAUUUAUUACAAUUUUGCCACGUAUUCUGUUCUUCGUCAUGUAUUAGACGUUAAGUGCUUUUCAACUUUUUAGAGACGCAAAGGAUAGGAGUAUCAAAAUGUCAUGCAUGGCGUUUAGAUAUGUGAUGAAAGUCAUUGGACAAGCAAGCAUCAGCUGUUCUGGAAUCGUGAUCCCAUUAUAUUCGUUGCUUCUGGUGUCUGGUAUGUUAUUUUUUUUAAUAUUUGAGAACUUGAUUAAUUGAUUAUUUCGCGAGAAAAGUGUAGGGUCCCCUUCAUUCAUUCCGUCAUUUUUAUGAAUACAUGAACACAAAAUUUUGCUGAAAAUAUAAAUCAUUUUUCUGUCAUAAUUUCAGUAACGUGUUCGGAAUUUCAUUGAACGAUCUAAUUGCGAUCGAGGUAUUAAUUAUAUCUGCAAUUUUUUGGUGUGAAUAAUCGAUUGUAAAAUUGUUACAAUUGCCGCAAAUUUUAUGUUAGUGCAAUCUCUUCAUAAUUGUGACGAGGUAGAGGGGGAACGGAGUUGUCAUAAAUCCAGCUAUUUGUAAUUAGUCAUAAUCAGGGCAAGUGAUAUUAAUUUUCACACCCUCAGCAGAACAGAGUGAGCAAAAUUGAAAUCCGGUAUUAGCUAAGCUCAAUUGUAACUGCAUCGAUCUCACCUUGACCAUAUUUGUUAAAAUUAAGCGGCCGCUAAAGUUGGUCGUUACAUUGGAGUUGUAGCCGCCCAAAGGGAGUGGUGCAAAAAUGGCUCAAAAUCUCUUAUAAUUAAAUUAAAUUUAUCACCUCUAUCUCGCCAUAGAAUAACAGGUCUGACAGCUAUUCUCCAUCAUUGUGAACUAGCCCAUGGCGAUUACCAUUGGCACUGAACAAUUAACGAAAUAGAUUACCAUUUCAUCACCUCACGAAUUUCUAGGUUCAGCGCGUUGUCACUGACUAAUAUUGUACAGCUGUGGGAGACCCAGACAUCGCCGCACGAGACCCAAUGAGCCUAUAUGCCUGAAUUUCUAGCGCUAGUGAAUUUUAGAUUUUAUUGCAAAUUUUAAACAUUCCGAAUAGAAGUGUCUCAUAUGGUAAAGAAAAUAAGCACAGCUUAAAUCCAGCGUAUAACUGUUGCUAAUUAGGCUUGCGUCUUCCUUGUAGGUGCUGCACCCCAUUUUUCAGAUUCUGCUACUUUUAAUAUAUAAAAUAAAUUAUUAAAUUUAACAGUGUUCUAAAAUGAGUAAAUGUGCAAGCCUGUGUCAAGCUUUCGCCAUUUUGGCAAUACUAGUGAUUAUUGAAAGGUUGUAUAUAAUAGAUAUAUUAGUGUAUAUAAGCGGCCUGUUCCAUCGUCAGUAUAGAUGCUUGAGUAGAGCGCCUCCUAUUGGCCGACAACGGCGGUUGCCAGACGGGAGCGGCUCGUGCAUCAAUAAAUGUCCUUAUUUCAUUGUGCUUCGCGAGGGCGUGGAGCUAAAAUGCUUGUAAUAUUUCCAUCAUUAUGAAUCAUAUUAAUAGUAAAUCAUUAUUGUUGA
Molecule: messenger RNA, 6799 nt
Organism: Hyalella azteca
Lineage: Eukaryota; Metazoa; Arthropoda; Malacostraca; Amphipoda; Hyalellidae
Exons: 18
Coding region: 384-5087 (1567 amino acids)
Biological process (GO): response to oxidative stress
Molecular function (GO): peroxidase activity; heme binding
Source: RefSeq, a predicted model, not a curated record